AGAACCAGAAAUCAAAUUAUCUCUCUUUUUUUUUUUUGGUAAUUUAUUAUCUUUUUUAGGGUUUAGGUACAGCCGUUAAUGGAAGGAGGAGAUGUGGAGUUUUGGGGAGGAGAAGACGUAAUCAGAGAAAUCGACUGGAGCAGUAUCUUCAACGACGGCUUCCAUGGCGGCGCCAACAUUUUGGAGUGGGAUCCGCCGGCUGUUAUAACGGAUUCGUCCGCCUCGGUGUCUUCUUCGUCGUCUUCGCCGAAGGCCGAUGCUUUCUUAAAAAAUUCGCCAGAUUCUGUUCCCUCGUGGACCGAUGGGAUCGAGAAGCUGUUGAUGGAAGACGACGAUGAUAAUAAGGUUUCUCCGGAGCCUUCCUCCGAUUACUGUGAACGCUUUCUGGUGGAUUUGCUUGUCGAUUCGCCUGCCGACGUGUCCGGUGAGGCCGUCGCCGCUUCCACCAACUCUGAUCCCAACGUCACCGCUGAUGCCUACGCUAAUUCCGAGGAAGAAGAGGAGAAGGAGAAGGUGGAGGCUGCAGAGGUCGACGACGAAGCUGAUGAGCCCAUUUCCAAGAAACAAAAAAGGCAGCUGAGAAAUAGAGAUGCGGCAGUGAGAUCGAGGGAGAGGAAGAAGCUAUAUAUGAAGGAUCUGGAGAUGAAAAGCAAGUAUCUGGAAGGAGAAUGCAGGAGAAUGGGGCGUUUGCUCCAGUGCUGCUAUGCGGAGAAUCAAGCUUUACGGGUUACUUUGCAGAUGGGCGGUGCAUUUGGUGCUUCCGCAACCAAGCAGGAGUCUGCUGUACUCUUGUUGGAAUCCCUGCUGUUGGGUUCCCUGCUUUGGUUGGUGGUCAUCACGUGCCUGUUCAUCCCGCCAGCAAUUCUGGAAGCGGUUCUGAUGAGAGAAGACAAGGCAAAGAGAGCUCCAGAAAGAGUGGCUCCAAGAGAAGCAGGAGGGACAAGAAGUGAGAUAUUUGGAUACGCGGUGGGUCAACGCCAAUCUGGUUUUGUAAAAAGUAGGAGGAGGACAUGCAAAGCGUCCUGGACGAAGAUGAAGCACUUCCCCUGUCUCUCACCGCUUGCUCUAGUUUAAUAUCUUGGUUGGUUUAUGAUAUCAUAUGAUAUGAUGAGGGUUUAAUUCCAUUUUAGGUGAUUUCAUCCGGUUUAUCGUGGCAGUUUGAGCCAUAAUGACGUAUCACAUAUGUGAUUAUAUGGUUGAUCUGACCUCUUAUGUUUAUAUCUUGCUUUGCAUUUUUUAAUUU
Molecule: messenger RNA, 1243 nt
Organism: Morus notabilis
Lineage: Eukaryota; Viridiplantae; Streptophyta; Magnoliopsida; Rosales; Moraceae
Product: bZIP transcription factor 60
Exons: 3
Coding region: 79-1074 (331 amino acids)
Biological process (GO): regulation of DNA-templated transcription
Molecular function (GO): DNA-binding transcription factor activity
Source: RefSeq, a predicted model, not a curated record